AUGUGGGACUGGGUUGUACAGUGGUUGCUGCCCUCUGGUGAAGUACGCUCAGAAAUAGGAAAGGAUGAAGAAAAAGAGAACCAGUUGAAAAUAGUCGAGAAUUCACAGAAUGAGUUAUGCCGUCUUGAUAGUGAGAUUGAUUCUAUUACGGGUACACUUACACAAUGUGAAAAAACGCUUGAUGUCUUGUUUAAAAAGGAAUUACGGCUUCGUGAAGGUUUAGAAGCAUACCUUAUGGAAAUGCAUGAUUGCAAGAGUGGUGAAACCUCGUCAUUGUUAAAAGAAAAAGAAGAAGAAAAAGAACAACAACAAAGAAAUGUGAAGAUGGGGUUUGGAUCUGUGUUAGAUAAUGGUGAUGAUGAUGAUGAUGAUGAUGAUAAAAAUAACAGUGUGGUGGCAGAAAUUUGGAAUAUUCUCAUACAAUUCCAAGAGAGAAGGGAGAAGUUGCAAGAGCGUAGAUAUCGUCUGGAAGUUACGCUUCGGUGUUUAGAGGCGGAAAAGGACGCCGUGUCGGGAACACUGGAAUCUUUGCAGGAGCAUGUUAAUCAGAAUUCCUCUGAUUUGAUGGAAGAUAGAGAAGAAUAUGGAUUGGGUGUCCCAAUUAAUCCUCCACCCGUUUUAGUGGAACUUGUUGAGGAAUACCGUGAUGAACUAGAUAUGGGGCGUACAGUCUAA
Messenger RNA from Trypanosoma theileri, 675 nucleotides. RefSeq lists its product as uncharacterized. Bases 1 to 675 code for a protein of 224 amino acids. Lineage: Eukaryota; Euglenozoa; Kinetoplastea; Trypanosomatida; Trypanosomatidae. The transcript has a single exon. The record is from RefSeq and is a predicted model, not a curated record.